AUGGCCUACCAUGGAGGCUAUGGAGGAGGUGGAGGUCAGCGACCGUAUGCUGGUCCAGCGGCACGCCGUCCUGCACCCCAGGGAGGAUAUAAGGAAGCUCCCCCACAGCAGCAAUUCGGCGGUCGACAAGCUUAUAAUGAUUAUCAAAAUGGAUAUGCCUACGACGGCCAGGGAGGAGGCUACAUAGACGAUGGAGCUCAACGACAUCAAGACAAUUAUGUGCCUGGCCCGGGAAGAGGAGGUCCAAUGCCUCUGUUUGCAAAGGAAGGUGGCCCUAUACCUCGUCCUGGAACUGCUGAUGGCACCCGGAGAGGUCAAUAUUCACAGGGUAGAGGCAUGGGACCAGGACCUGGUCGCGGCAUGCCACCACGAGGUGGUCCUCCUGGAGGGCGACCUGGUCAAUAUCCCCAAGGAGAUUAUGGCGGCCGAAGACCGCCCCCGAAUCAUCCAGCGGCCGGAUAUAAUGGCUAUGACCAGGAACGACAGCUGGCUGGCCAAAUGUCAGCUAUGGAUUUGAAUGGACAACGGUCAAGAGCCGAUGGGAGAUCGAGCUAUGAAACAGCACGAAGUCAAGACCAGGGCUAUGGGGUUCCGCAACAAGGCCUGCCUGCUGGACAGGCUGGUGGUAAUUUUGGCCAUUAUGAUGAUUCAUACGGUGGUGUGCCGCAGCGACACGCAGGACACGAAUUCAGCCCUCCAGGCAGGAGCAUGACGAUGCCAGUAAACGAUUUUGGUUCCUCACAAAAUAUGCCCGCACCGCGACGAGUAGGUACAACACCUUUCAAUGGAGUUUCCGGAGCAGGAAGCGUGCCAGCAAGACCUGCAACAGCCGGCGGCCAUCGCCCUCCUCCACAAAGGAUUUACCCAGCAGAUCGUCAGGCGCCGGCCGCGGACCCUUAUGGUGGUGGCGCAUACAAUGACGACCGAGGGGCAUACGGCGGCGCUGCAGCACCAACAGGACAGGCUGUUCGCCCGGGUCCGUCAUCGUCUGUUGACGAUUUGUACGAUUCAUAUUACGACGGGCCCCAAGCCAGCGGUUCCGAUCCGCGGAAUCAGUACGGAUCUCAGCCGGCCAGGUCUAGUUACCCCGAUUUCGAGUCUGCACCUGCCGACCCAGGCCGUGGAUCCUUCGACCAGUCAAUGCGUCCCGCGACGGAGCAGACGCAGCCCGGUGCGCACGGUAUGCCGAGACUUCAUCACGCAAAGUCCGAGGCCAAUUUUCACGAACCACAAGCUGCGGUCUUUGAGAUGGCUGGUGAUAUACCUUCCGUGCCCCCUAUGCCACAAGUGAAGCCCUACCAGCCGGGAUUCGGCCAGGGAUAUGGUGCACCGCCCGCUGGAUACGACCAGUUGCCUCCCCGAGGACCCAGUGCGCCUCCGGGUCCCAUUCAAGAAGUGAGGGCCGGGGGUGCCAUGGGGAUGGCCAGGCAUGGCGCAACGCCGUCGACGCAAACGAAUGCCGAUAGCCUUCCUUCACAUCCUACGCCGGUUCGUCCAGGGUUGAUGGCUAACUCCGUGGUGAAUAUGAAUAACCGACCUCCCCCUGUUCGAAACUACGGCGGUGUACAGCAGCAGCAGCAACCGCCCCAACAAUACAAUCAAUCCCUACCGCCUCAGCAACAGCAACAAGAGGCCGGGCAUGUUGGAGGUGGAUAUCCCGCUUCUGUGGAAGCAGGACAGUUUCAGGAGCCAGUGACGCCGCAGGAGCUCGAACGUCUGCGAAUGGUUAUUAAGGUAAACGCAAACGACCAGGAAUCAGCUCUGCGUCUAGCGAAACGCCUCAUUCAAGCUGCCGAUGUGCUGGCUCCCAAGCUGCCUGACCCUAAGCAGCGGAUGAAGGCCCGUGAGAGAUACCUCAUGGACUCGCACAAGGUUCUCAAAAAGCUUUCCAACGCACAAAACUCAGAAGCCAUGUUUGUUUUGGCUGAUAGCCUCGGAAAGGGUCUGUUCGGCCAUGAGCCAGAUAACAAGGAAGCCUUUACUCUGUAUCAGUCAGCGGCCAAAAUAGGACAUGCUGCUGCUGCGUACCGAACCGCGGUGUGUUGUGAGAUUGGUCAUGAAGAUGGGGGUGGCACGCGCAAAGACCCUCUCAAGGCGAUGCAGUGGUACAAGCGCGCAGCGACGCUUGGCGACCCCCCAGCCAUGUACAAGGUAGGUAUGAUUCUCCUCAAGGGACUGUUGGGUCAGCCUAGAAAUCCGCGCGAGGCUGUAGGCUGGUUGAAGCGUGCUGCAGAGAGGGCGGAUGCCGAGAAUCCGCAUGCGCUCCAUGAGCUCGGACUGCUCUACGAAUCGGCGCAACCUAAUGACGCCAUUGUCCGAGACGAAGGCUACGCCCUGAGCCUGUUCCAGCAGGCCGCAGAUUUAGGCUACAAGUACUCACAGUAUCGGCUUGGCUGUGCGUUUGAACAUGGGGCUCUUGGCUGCCCAAUUGACUCGAGGCAAUCUAUCUAUUGGUAUUCGCAGGCAGCUCAGCAGGAAGAACAUCAGUCUGAGCUCGCGCUUAGUGGAUGGUACCUGACGGGAAGCCCGGGAGUUCUGAACCAGAGCGACACAGAGGCGUACCUCUGGGCAAGAAAAGCGGCUGUGGCCGGCCUGGCAAAGGCUGAAUACGCGAUGGGAUACUUUACAGAAGUUGGGAUUGGCGUCCCUGCCAACUUGGAAGAUGCAAAACGAUGGUAUUGGAGAGCUGCUGCCCAAGACUUCCCCAAAGCGAGAGAUCGUCUUGAAGACCUCAAACGUGCAGGCAAGGGCGGACCUUUUAGACCUCGGGAACGACUUUCACGCAGUAGAAUUGAGAAAGAACGACAAGACGGGGAAUGUACGGUAAUGUGA
This is a messenger RNA of Metarhizium acridum CQMa 102, 2832 nucleotides long. RefSeq lists its product as uncharacterized. Lineage: Eukaryota; Fungi; Ascomycota; Sordariomycetes; Hypocreales; Clavicipitaceae. Gene Ontology annotation, molecular function: protein binding. The record is from RefSeq and is a predicted model, not a curated record.